Messenger RNA from Schistocerca gregaria, 6268 nucleotides. Its product is annotated as balbiani ring protein 3-like. Gene Ontology annotation, cellular component: basement membrane; extracellular region. The coding region runs from base 416 to 4597 and encodes 1393 amino acids. The record is from RefSeq and is a predicted model, not a curated record. Gene Ontology annotation, biological process: cell-matrix adhesion. The transcript has 21 exons. NCBI's taxonomy places the organism in Eukaryota, Metazoa, Arthropoda, Insecta, Orthoptera, Acrididae. Gene Ontology annotation, molecular function: serine-type endopeptidase inhibitor activity.
UACCGGCACAAAUCUACUAACGUGGUGACUGCCGAAUUACAUGCCGCAAUUAAUUGUCGGAGUGGGAAGCAAUCGAAACAGAAUACGUAAACGAACAACGAAAUAAAUCACUGUUUUUAAUCUUAAUAUAAUAAACCCAACAAUGCAGUCGACUACUUGUAGGCAAAGUUCUAUGAUGUCAGAUACAGAUAAAUAGUCACACUAGAAAACAGAAGAAAAGAAUAAACACGUACUUUAUGCAACAAUCGCAGUUAAAGUGGUGCAAGUUUAUCAAUGACGGGUAGCUGUAUUCAGUUAUUUGCCGAGCUUAAUUUUCCAAUAUUGUAUCGCGUAUGCCCUUUAAUUCAUACGGAAAGUGCACUGAUAACACAAAUACGGAAAAACGUCUCGCCAUGAAGUAGCAUGUAAAUAAUUAAUGCAGUGGAGCGGCCGCGUGGGCACCAUUUUGCUGGUGUUAGCGGCGAUGCUGCAGUUGUCUGCCGCCCUCACAGGUUGUGAGCAGUUAAAACAAGAAGCCGAGAGACAUUCCCGAAUGUUGCAAGAACCUGUAAGAAUCCCUAAAUGUACCCACAGUGGCGAAUUUGAGCCCGUCCAGUGCAAUUCCAAUAGCUGCUGGUGUGUAGAUGAAGCAGGCCUUGAAUUAGCUGGAACACGAGCUCAGAGUCAUGAGGUCAUCAACUGCUCGGAUCCAAAGCCAUGUGCAGGGCCAACCUGUCGCAUGCUUUGUCCUCAUGGUUUUGUAAUGGAUGAAUCUGGAUGCCCAAAGUGUGAAUGCUAUGACCCGUGCAAAGAGCUCAAGUGUCCUGGUUCUCUGAUGUGUGAACUAGAAGAAGCUACGUGUUCCACACCACCUUGCCCUCCUAUACCAAAAUGUAAAAGAGGCCGCAGUUUGAAUGACCUGUGUCCAUCUGGAGAACCACUAAAAAUAACCAACACACCACGUCCAUUUCUUUGUGGUUUAUCACCUGGAAAGCCACAGUGUCCACCAUUAUACCAGUGUAUGGUUAACACCGGUCAUGAUUAUGGUGUGUGUUGUCCAGCAUCUUUCAGUCUCCAAAAACCUGGCUCUUGCCCAAUUUGGGACCAAAAUGACCCAAAUAAUUCUAUAACAUGUGGAAUGAAGUGUAAUUAUGACUUGGAAUGCCCAUCAAUGCAGAAAUGUUGUGAGACAGAUGUUUGUGGUAAACACUGUAGUCAGCCACAGGAUGUGACAGUUUGCCUUCAGCAAAAAUUGCUUGCUGAACUACUGUCCAUGAAUGAGAAAGAAGGAAAAGGAUAUAUCCCACAAUGUUCAGAGAGUACUGGAGAAUUUGAAGCAAAGCAGUGUAGUAGGAAUGGACUGGUUUGUUGGUGUGUUGAUUCCAAAGGAGACAAGAUAUCUGGAACAAUGGGGCCUGGAGCUAAAGUCAAUUGUGAAAAAGUGUCACGAACAAGAGCAACAGGGCGCAGUUCAUCUCCAUCCUGUGAUCUCAAUAUCUGUGCGCAAGUGUGUGAAUAUGGGUUUAAAACUGGAGAUGAUGGAUGCCGAACAUGUGAAUGUGAUAAUCCAUGUGAAGGAUUCACAUGUGGUGAUGGAGAAGAAUGUGUUGCUGUCAAGGAUGACUCAUGCACAGAUUUCUUGUGUCCUACCUUACCUGUUUGUCGUCAAAAAAAGGCAUUUAUGAAUCUCUGUGGUGUAAGCAGUCCUCUAGUUGAUGCUGAAACUGGAGAAGCAGUAGAAUGUAAAAUAAAUGACACAGCAAUUAAUUGUCCAAGCAAUUAUGAAUGUGUGUCUGCUAAUGACACAGAUCAUGGUGUCUGUUGUAUCAGUGAAGGUAGACCAGAACAAAUACAACUGGAUGUAUGCAUAUCAGAACCAGAAGAAAAUUGUGAAAAGUUAAUGCCAUGUCAGGCAGAUAAUGAUUGUGAAGAAUACGGCAGAUGCUGUUUCAGUGAUAUUUGUGGUGCAGUAUGUAUGAGUACUCCAGUACCAGAAGAACGGCCACAGACAAUGUGUGAAUACUUGCGUGACUUCAAUGAUAAAAUGGAAGGAACAAGAGAAGGUAUGAGUCUUGCAUUACCUGCUCCUAGAUGCCAUCAAAAUGGUUCAUAUGAGGCAAUGCAGUGUUCAUUGCAUAAUGGCAGAGAAGAAUGUUGGUGUGUGGAUGAAUUUGGUUCAGAAAUACCCCAUUCAAGGAACAAUGGCUCAACAAACUGUGCAGCAUUACGUGAAGAAAUAUCAUGCCUGGGCCUUACAUGUAGGCUGGGUUGUGACUAUGGCUUUGAAAUGGAUCCAGAAACUAGGUGUCCACAUUGUGAAUGUAGGAAUCCUUGUGAUUCUAUCCAGUGUUCUUUAGAGGAAGAAUGUCAGAUGGUGGAGGUAAACUGUGAUGACGAAUUCUGCCCGUCUGUACCUGCAUGUCUGCCCAAGAAACCUGGCCAGUGUCCAUAUCUAAUACCAAUGAAUUCUGGAUCUUGUGACUAUGAAUGUAAGUCAGACAAUGACUGCAAUUCCACAUCGAAAUGCUGUUCUAAUGGAUGUGGAACACAGUGUAUUGAGCCUGUUCUUCUUACAGCAUGCCAACAUCAAAAGGCAAUAGUACAGCAUAAGGCACACGAGAAGGGCAUUCCAGCGAGACAGUUGUAUGUGCCCCAGUGCAAUGAUGAGGAUGGGUCAUUUGAACAAAUUCAGUGUCAUCCUGUGAGCAGACAAUGUUGGUGUGUUGAUGAGAAAGGUGAAGAGCUGCCUGGUACCAGAGCACCACCCGAUGUACAGCCAUCCUGCAGUGCUCCUGCUGAAUGUCCUGAACUGGAAUGUGAGCCAUGUGAGCAUGGCCACCAUAUGGAUCAGUUUGGAUGCCAGACCUGCAAGUGUCGCAAUCCAUGUGAAGAUAUCUCAUGCAAUGGUGAUGGAGAGACGUGUCGCCUUGUUAAAGUAUCGUGUAUAGACAGGCCUUGUCCACCAGUACCCAUGUGCUUGCCACACAAAGAGAACCCCUGUCUCUAUGGACACCCUCUGUUGUUGAAAAACACAUCUAAUGUGAUGCAGUGUGGCCCAAAUGGCUUGCAGUGCCCUUCAUCACACAAAUGUCAUUUGAGUCCUUUGGGAGAAUAUGCUGUCUGCUGCCCAAAACCAAGAGAUGUGUGUUUUGAACCCAAAGAUGAAGGUUUUUGCAAUACAACAAAUGAUUCUAGAUGGUACUUCAAUGCUGAGAAGAAUAAAUGUGAAAUAUUUAACUUUGGUGGCUGUGGAGGAAAUCAGAACAGUUUUGAAUCUGAAGAAAUUUGUAAUACUGUUUGCCCAGUUCUGAGUCAGUGUGAACGCCUGCGGGAGAAAAACCAAAAGAUGGCAGAAAUGUAUAAGAAACCUACUUUCAUUCCAAAUUGUAAUCCUGAUACAGGAAACUGGGAGCCAGUUCAGUGCUUGAAGCAUGUUGGUGUUUGUUGGUGUGUCAAUAAAAUUGGCGAACAUGUUAAAGGAUCACUUAUACGUGGUGAUUCACCAAAUUGUAGUUCCCGGCAAGCUCGUAGACGAAUGGAUGUGGAGGAAGAUACCUUGGCAGAAGAACUCUUAAGAGAAGUGUCUCAGUUAAUUGCUCAAGAAGAAUAUAUCCCAGAUGUGAUUGUGAAUGAAGAGGACAGUAUUAUGUUUGAAGAUGGUUUUAAAACAAGGUGCCAAGCACAGAAAGAAAAAAUGUCAGGUGCCAACUCUGCAUACUCGGUCGAAUGUGAUGCUGAGGGCAGAUUUUCUCCGACACAAUGCUACCCACGGAAUUCAGAGAAAUUUCCUGAGUGCUGGUGUGUUGAUGAAGCUGGGAAUCAACUUCCUAAUACCACUACAUUUCAGAGAGGCUCAAAAAUAUGUCUGCCUACGCCAGUGCAAGCUGUUGACAUCACUUUGGGCUUUCAUGGACAUUUCAGCAGAUCGCUUGAAAGCAAACUGGAAACAAAGAUAGCAAAAUUGUUGUUUGAUAUUGGUGCAAAAUUGAAGGACAAUGAACUAAGAAUUGAGGCCCAGCCAGAUACUAUAUUUAUAAACUUUUCUGUGAUUGGCAGCAGUAAGGUUGACGUGUCUUUCUUCUUGGAGCAAAUGGUCAAAAAUGAAAAACUGAUCCUCAAUAUUGGUGAAGGUCAUGCAGCAAAAGCCGAUAUUACAAUCUCACGCUUCACUCAUCGAUUGGCGGAUUAUGACUCAAAUGACAUAGAAUAUUCAGACCGUAUAAUAGCAUUAGAACACCGAGAAAUAGUAUCCCAGUCAACAGUGUCGAUGAUAACUCCAUAUCAAACAGCAAUCAUUGUACUCUGUGUUGGGUCUGCCUUUAUUAUCUGUAUAUUGGUUAUUGUCAUCAUUUUAUACAAGAAGAAGAUUGCAUCCUCUCAGCUUUCAGAAUCUCUUAAUGAAAAGUGUGCAGGACUGGAUCAAAGAUUUUUAGCUCAAGCUCCACCAAUAUAUGUGGUGUCUUUGCCACCACCUAAAACCAUGAGUGAUGAAUCUUCUCAUCACAAAUCGAAAGAGAUUCCGUGUCAGACCAAAGAAAGGAAGGAUGGGGUGCCAGAUACCGUUGCGUCAAGUGAAGCAAAACUGGAAGACAGCAGGCCAGAUAAUGAUGUUGUGUAACAUGGGUUGCAUGACUUAUCAUUGUUACACCACACAUUUUGAUGGUGCAGCAGAGUUGUGGUCGUUCUCUUUAGACUGAACUAAUUGUGACACUCGACUGGUACAACUGAGGAAAUGAUGACUAUGUGAGAAAGAGCUGGUUCACAGUAUGAAAUGUUUAUUUCAUUUGUGUAUUAUAUGUAUAUUCACCAAUGAAUUAUUUCAUUAUUUUAACUUGUAGCUCAUCAUCAUCAUCAUCAUCAUCAUCAUCAUGGACUGUUCAUAUUCCUUUUCAUACUGCAUUUUUUAAAUUCAUUUUAGCAGCAUGAUAUAUCUGCAAACCAGUAAAUAUACAUUUAACUCUCUUCAUCUUAGGUGUCAUCAGUUUGAAGUGUAUUACUACUGUGAUGUGCCACGUGAAAACAGUCAUGUGUUGGCCACUGUUCGUAUUCCAAAGAAUGAAGUUAUUUUGCUUGUUUGCUUCCUACUCUGAAUGAAUUUGAGAAAACUAUGCACAGAAAGAGAAAAAAAUAUGUUGUCUUUGCAAAGCCUAAACUACAUCUUUUAUACACUGGACUGUCAAAUAUUAAUUGUCUCUUUCAACAAUUUGCAUUACCAAGUGGUUUAGUAAAUAGUUUCGAAUCAUAUAGCAUUGGAAGGACAUGUGAGUUGCAGGUAUCUGGCAUAUAAAAAAAAUACUAAGUAGUAUUCAAUCCUCUUGGUAGGGAGUGACUGCUUAAGUUCCAUCUUUGUGUAAUUUUCAAAGAAAUAUUCAUUAAUUUUUGUUGAUAGUACUAACAAUCAGUUAAAUUUUGUAUUAGCUCUUUCCCCUACGUAAAACAAUGUCUUUCAAAUUUUACUAAAUCUGUAAUGUAACAAGAACACUGUACAUUAUUUGUCCUUUGAUUUACUGUAAUUUCAAAAGGAAAGGGCAUUGUUAACAAACACUGAAAUGCUACAUACGUAUGUAUUGCAUUUAAUGGAAUUCAGCUGUUAUGAUGGAAAAAUCUGAGACAGACACUUCACUAUUUGUUUAAUUUUAUUAAUGUUUCUUAAAUUUUCAUUUUUAUGCUGAGUAAAGUACUUUGAAGCUGACUGAUUGCACAACAGAAAUAUUUUCAAACACAUUAUUGUCACAGUUGGACUGACUGAGAGCUUCCACACCAACAAUGCAAGUAAUGUGCAACCAUUAGCUACACCAGUCAUGUUGAGUGGCUACUUGUAUAUAACAUAAUGUAACUAAUUACCAAAGACAAUGCAUCUCAGAUGUGUGAUAGACUAUAUGUUUAUUCUGCUGAGUGCAGCUUAAAUAUUCAUGGAGGACACAGGUUUUGAAAUGGCACUUGAAGAAACUGCAUGUUUGGAAGACACUUGCUGCCUUAAAUUUCUGUUUCAUGGUGUAGAUUAUAAUUUUAAAAAAGUAAGACAUUACUAUGCACACAGAAAAAAGCAAUGUUUAAACAUUUGUCCAUAAACAGAAGAUAAAAUGUGCUUAAUGACACAAUGGAUACUUAUCACUGAGCACAGUACAGUUUGCAUAGAUUACAUAUCUUACUUAUAAUGCAGGGCACUUAUACUGAAAUGGACAAAAAGCAGUUUGUAGUGUGAUAGCUUUGAAAUUACUCUCAUACUCCAUAGCCAAGUAAGGAGAUCUCUCUCUCUCUCUCUCUCUCUCUCUCUCUCUCUCUCUCU